CUCUCCCGCAUCAGGACCAUCACUCGCAUCCUUAGAGCGUCAGCACGCCACAGCACAUUGCCUCGGAUCCAGACCACUCCAGCUCCAACCUGAUACACACCAGGCUUGAAGCAUUGACAAUACCGUAAUGGAGAGCUUGCUGGAUAACCCUAUGAAAGCUGUGCUUUAUCAAGAGCUGACCACCAUCGUACAAAACCAGCAGAGUCUGAUUCAAACCCAGCGGCAGCGGAUCGACGAGCUCGAGAGGAAGGUUGAGGAUCUCAUCGGCGAGAAUCGACAGCUGAGAGAACCGCAUCCAUACCACCACCAUCAUCCGCCGCACCAUCAUCACCACCCUUCCCCGCCGACCAGCAGCCCUCAGCCGGGCGCGCACGCACACCAGCAUCAGGCGACUCACGGUCAACCCCAGCAGCCGCCGCAGCAGCAGCAGCAGCAUCAUCAGCAACAGCAGCAUCCGUCCAAACAGGCGCAGCAUACUCCGGUAGCUCCAAUACAUCACCCGCAGCAUCUGCAGCUGGUCCCUACAUCCCCACCGUCUCUUAAACCGACUCACUCUAGCCCGGAGUCGGCGGAGGACGAUAAGAGGAGCCCGUCCUGCAAGUCUUUGGUUCCGCAAACACCCUCGACAUUGUGCCGGUCCGUCGGACUCGCGAGGAAACCCGAGAACCAGACAGUUCUGCACCAGUUUUGUUGUCCCGCUCCGGACGCCCCUGAGUCUGACUCUCAGGCCUGUGUACCCAGUGAAGAGACACCCUCCCCUUCUCCCACUGCGUCACCAUCCCCUGGGGAAACUGUGUCGCCCUCACCAGGGGUGACUGCUGCCAGUGCAACCCAGCCUGAGGUCCAGGUGACGCCUCAACUUGCAGAAAGCCCCGUGACAUCUGUCGAUGGAGGAGGGGGAGACGGGGAUCGAGAUGGAGGUGGAGCUCAAGACACAGGGAGUGCACAGGUGGACAAAGAAGAGGUGGAGCUACAGGAGGUAGAAAAAGAGGAAGAAAAACCCCAAGUGCAACAACAACUGGAGCAAGAGGAGGAAAAGAAAGAGACAGAGGAGCAGGAGAGGGAAGCGGCAUGUACGGGGGGUGCGGGAAGGAGGCCGAGCUUGCAUCACACUGCCUCACCAAUUAGAGUACAGAGGAACGGAGCGUGCAGCCACUCCACAACCUCGGACUAUGAACUCUCGCUCGACCUCAAAAACAAGCAGAUCGAAAUGUUAGAGCACAAAUAUGGGGGCCACCUUAUCUCACGGCGUGCAGCCUGCAAAAUCCAGACGGCCUUUCGCCAAUACCAGCUCAGCAAAAACUUUGAGAAGAUCCGAAACUCCCUCCUUGAGAGCCGCUUGCCACGACGUAUCUCCCUGCGAAAGCUGCGUGUGCAAAAUACAGAGGGAAUCUCGGCUGAACGGGCACUGGCUGAAGGCUGUAAUCUGGCAAGUAUCCCAUUGGUCCGGUCCCCAUCCCUGCCCACUACAGUGGGAGGUACUCUAACUGACCUGGAGGAUUCAUUCAAUGAACAAGUCCAGUCUCUUGCCAAGUCCAUCGAUGAUGCACUCAGCAACUGGAGCAUGAAGACUAUGUGUUCUCUUCAAGAAGGCGGCACUUAUCAGUUUAGCUCAGAAGCCUUUAGUACAGCUGGUGGCAAAUCUGGGGUGGCAGGGACAGUUCAAGAAGGUGGCCCCAUGAACCCUGUUACACUUCAGAGUGGAACAACCCAAAUGGAAAACUCUGAGAAUAUGGCCCGUAGUGCCAGUAAACUAAUGAUGGCCUUCCGGGACGUGACGGUUCAAAUAGACAGCCAGAACUUUCGCAUGUCCUCCUCAGUUUUGGAAUCCUCCGCUUCCGUCUCUCUCGGUAAUUGUGUCCAGCAGGGGGCCACGAUUACCGAGAGCCAACAGCAAUCUCCAGUUAAUGAUGCAAACAGUGAACAGUUGCUACAAGGACAACCACCACCACCACCACCUCCACAGGAUCUAGCUUCUGCAUCUUUAGAGCUGGAUGUUGAUGAAGUACCAGAUGGUGACUUCCCAGCCCCUCCACCAAGUGAGGAGGAACUUGGGGAGGAGGCAUGCCCUCUGGUCCUGGAAAAUAAGGAAGUUCUAGGGUCAGAACCGACAAUUCCAGCACAGACAGUAGUAACUGCUGAUACCUUGUCUCCACCAGAGCUUGCAGAGACGCUGGUCACCCCAACCGUAGAGAUGCUGGAGGCAAAGCGUAUUGAAUCAGACAUGGCAGACAACAGCUCAGAACAGAUGAGCAGCAGUAGCACAUCCACAUCAGCGCGCUCGACUUCAGAGGUCUCAUCCAAAGAGGCUCUGCAGGCUAUGAUCCUGAGCUUGCCAAGAUACCAAUGCGAGAACCCAACAAGCUGCAAAUCUCCAACCCUCUCUACUGAUGUAAUGCGAAAACGCCUGUACCGUAUUGGUCUCAACCUCUUCAACAUAAAUCCAGACAAAGGUCUCCAGUUUCUCAUCUCUCGUGGUUUCAUUCCGGAUACGCCCAUAGGAGUGGCCCACUUCCUGCUCCAAAGGAAGGGCUUAAGCCGGCAGAUGAUUGGCGAGUUUCUUGGCAACAGCAAGAAGCCAUUCAACAGAGAUGUGUUAGAUCAGCGUUACUGUAUGUGUAAUCCAGACGUGGUUCAGCAGUUCCACAAUCCUGAUACCAUCUUUAUCCUCGCAUUCGCUAUCAUACUGCUUAAUACAGACAUGUACAGUCCUAACAUCAAACCAGACCGCAAGAUGAUGCUGGAAGACUUCAUCCGCAACUUGAGAGGUGUUGAUGAUGGAGCAGAUAUUCCUCGGGAUAUGGUAGUGGGAAUAUAUGAGCGGAUUCAACUAAGGGAGCUACGCUCUAAUGAAGACCAUGUCACUUAUGUCACCAAGGUGGAACAAAGCAUUGUGGGAAUGAAAACAGUUCUGUCAGUACCUCACAGGAGAUUGGUGUGCUGCAGUCGACUGUUUGAGGUGACUGACAUCAAUAAAGCCCAAAAGCAAGCUGCUCACCAGAGAGAGGUUUUCCUCUUCAACGACCUACUUGUGAUUUUAAAACUGUGUCCAAAGAAGAAAAGUUCGGCUGCCUACACCUUCUGCAAGGCCAUGGGUCUGCUAGGCAUGCAGUUUCACCUGUUCGAGUGUGAAUACUAUCCUCAUGCGAUCACUAUCGUGUCUCCGUGUUCGGGUUCUGAUAAGAAACAGGUGCUGAAUUUUUGUGCCCAAAGUGCAGAAGAGCUGCUGAAGUUUGUUGAGGACCUAAAGGAGUCCAUUGCCGAGGUGUCAGAGAUGGAGCAGAUACGCAUUGAAUGGGAGUUGGAAAAGCAGCAGGGAGCCAAAACACACUCCAUCAAGAAUAACGGGACACAGCUUGAAUUGAGAGGAAGACAAAGUUCUCCUUUAGGCCAACAAGACAUGAACACAUCACAGAGUGGACACAAUGCAGUAGAGGUGUCAAUUCACAACAGGCUUCAAACGUACCAGCUCAACGCGGUGCCGCAGAGCCCUGAGAGGGCCGCCCUUCUCGACCACCAGAGGGAGCCUCCGUUGCAAUGUGCCAGCUCCACACCCUCGCACUCCCACCAGCCUGUGGCCCUGGCCGAGAUACGACCCGACACGCUCAUCCAGUGCCAGCAAAUCGUCAAGGUCAUCGUCUUGGACAAGGGCGGUCACGGUCGCAUGGAGGCGUUCCUCAGCCAGAGCCCCACUCAUCACCAGCUUGUCCAGUCUGCGGUCUCCACGCCGGUGCGUUCUCCUGACGGGGGAAGCAACCAGGGGGGAAUAGACGGUUCACAGCCCCCCCUACCUCCACCACCACCCCCAUAUAACCACCCUCAUCAAUACAUACCACCAGAUCCCCGCCUUGCACUGCAGAGAACCCCAAGUGGCUCUCGUAGCCUAAUGUAAAGUUAAAAACGACAGUUUUAAGAACUGAACACACUGUAGGUGCACUUUUGACCAUAUUUAUCUAUAUAUGUAUAUACAUGAAAGAAAUAUAAUGAAAAAUGCCAACUAUAUGCAUAUAUUUAGGGUAUCAGACAUAAAUGCGAAAGGUAUUAAUAUAUGGUAUGUACUUUGCAGAUAUGCGAAACAACCAAUAAGAUUUCAUUAUUGCUGUGUAUUUUGAAACGUUACAUAGUUUUAACAAAUUUAUAUAACGGAUUCUGUCUUUCUGAACACUCUGAGGUUAUAUUGUUGAGUACUUGUCCUGGAAAGGAUUUCUCUGGUGCAUUUUGUUAUAGACAAAAUUAUUUCACAAAACAAAAAUGUGAUAUCUCACAACAUUUCACUUUCAAUUUCGCUGAUAACUGCUUUUGUGUGGGAGCUGGUCUGUAAUAUCACCCUUUUGGCUUUAAUUAUAUUACUGAUGCGUCUAUUUAAUGUGUGCGUGUGUACUGUAUGCAUUUGAUUGAAAAAAUUGUAUACGUGCCAAAAUGAGGACACCCUCCACCAUGGACUUUUGCACUGUUGAACGCUUAGGGCUAGAGCAAGCAUUUCUGCUUAUAACAGCGAUCAUUUAGAUUCCCUAUAGGUACACAUUUGUAGAAGACAUUAGGAUGUACGAUUAGUUUAAAAACAUUUCUUGUGUGGCCAAUGUUGUAUUCCUGUGAAAUGUGAAUUACUUCCUUAUCACCUGUCUAUGAAAAUGUCUUAUUCCUUUUAACUUAUAUAUGUAUGUAAAUUGAAAAAUAAUAAGGGCCUUUCACGUGACUUGCGUCAACAUCCCCCAUUGCUUUAAACGCUAUAAAACAAAGUAAAAAUAUACUUUGCCCAAGUUUGUCCUUGUGUGCAAACAAAAAUUACUAGGCAAUUUGCAUAACAUAUCAUAAUGGGUGGUGUCAUUAAGAACUAUUUUUUUCUUUUUUCGGGGGGGGAAUGUGUAAUGGCGGUUGCCAAAACUUGGACUUGGAAAUACACGUUACCUCUUUCGUUUCCUUUCACCCUUUUUGCUUUACUAUGAACACCAACUUCUUGCUACCUAACAACCACAUAAAGUCACCUUUCUGUGACACUAUGUGCGACAUUCGAUAUUUGCAUUGAGCAGUCCUGUCCCAACUCUGACCCAAGUCAUCUGAAAGGGCCUUCAGUUUCUGGCAACGUAUCGUGGCUCAAAGGGUCACAGCCAGUGAACGCUCUUUGUAACGGCUAUUGUUUCCACGCUCAGGAAUUUCAGAAAGAACCUGAAAAAAGACUGAGACAUUUUAAAGCUUGUGCUUGAACUUUAUGUAGCAACCUGGAAGGCGUAAGGCCCUGCUGAAGAGGCCAUUUGAUCCCAGCAACCACCUAUGGAGGCACUGUAUGUUUUACAAGUUUAUCAAAUGAUGGCAGAAUAUUGCACCACUGUCAUCAUGUGACUCAGAUAAUAUAACAUGAUCUCUGUACCUUGAACAGUAGUCACUACUACAGUAUAUAAAAAAACACCCAAAAGACACACCUUCAGCACUAUCAAACAAUUUCUGCCGUUUGAAUACUACUCUUGUGUGAACUUUCUCGCAAGCCAAGUGACACUUGAAACAUCGGUCGAGAUGCACAUCGUUGGCACAAAACACUUUAACCUGAAUGUCUGUCUGGUUGAUCUUCUCUUUUCCAGUUGAAUGAUACAACUUAUCUAUAGAUUUAUUUAGUUUUGUUUUGCUUGUAGUUGCUGUCAUAUAUCUGCAUAUAAAUCAACACUGAUUUAGCUCUGGUAAAUGUUAACUGCACUUAAUCCAGCCAUUUCUGAUCUGUUAUCUACAUAACAUUUAAAGUCAACAUGAAAAUACAUUCAUGACUUAUUUUACUUUCAUGUGACACACUUUUUUAAUAAGUAGAAUGGGACUUGAUUUUCUGGAUUCGUAUGAUCUUAAAAAAUGGGCAUUGCGUUUUUCGAUUACAGCCAGAUCCAAAGAAGAACUGCUUUUCCAAAAUACUCACCAAUAGAUUGAAUUAAGAUGGAGGACGUGUCUCCAUAGACUUCCAUUGUACAAAAUGAAGCCAAAAUCUCCCAAAAAUGGCUGCUGACAUCUUGCUCCAAUGAUGUCUUUCGGAGCCAGAGUCUGGGUAGUGAUUGUAAAGUGUAGACACCGUAUCAAAGUCCCACCCAUAUUCAGUUUGAUCACAGACACACAAAUCAUGGUGUCAUGCCAGGGGCAGAUGGGAUAAAAUUGGACUUUCUCACCCAGAGUGGCCCACCACACCCUGCUUUCAACACACCAUAGCGUACAAAAAAAAAAAAAAACAUAAAUACUACUUAAACUUUAAAUAAAGUCAGAUUUAGUAUAAAGUAACACAUUUUAACUGUUUGCCAACGCAACAUGACAUAUCCAAAGGUGUGAACAGACUUUGCCAACAUAAGUGGGUGGGGACACAGGUCUGUUUAUGGAUGUACUGUUUUUGGAUCCAAAAUCAAAAUUAUAUUAAGUACAAAAUUGAACAAAGGAAAUGUACUCAAUAAAUCUCUGUCUCAAAGAGACAGAGAAAAAAUUCACUUCUUUCAUCUGAUUGGUGGGAAUUCCUGCUCGGCUCUGUAAUUUGAUUGGCUUGCAUUCGUGUUUGUCUUAAAGGGGACAUAUCAUGAAAAUCUGACUUUUUUCAUGUUUAAGUGCUAUAAUCAACCUAAAAAAUUUGAAAAAGAACAACCCAGUGACUUAGUUUUGGUAAACCAUUCUCUGCCAGCAUGUAAAAUAAUAGGUAGGCCUAAUUGACAUUUGGCUUCCCUUGUUAUGUCAAAAGGGGAUACCGCCCCUUAAUCUGCACUAUCCAACCACGGCACUACCAUUUAGUGCAGAUAUCAACUAAUUUGCAUUUAAAUGGCAAUUUUAACAUGCUAAAAUAAGUUAUCUAUAUGGUAUUUUGAGCUUAAACUUUACAUAGGUACUCUGGGGACACCAAAGAUUUAUUUGACAUCUUAAAAACUCUUGUGAAAUGUCCCCUCUAAGAAACUCCUGCCUUCUUUGAUUUGAUUGGAAGUCCUGCAGUGAGUUACAAAUGCCCCCUCCCCAGUUUUGUAAUUGCUAUUAUUAUUUCUUUAUAUGUGCAUGACAGCGAGUCAGCCAACAUUGCCCUAGAAUUUUUAAUAGCAUCUUAAAACCAAACUUAUUAGUAAAAAUAGCACUUUAAAGUACACCAGUGUGAUAAGAAAUAACUAAAAUAAUAGGAACUAUCUUAGAAAUCACACUUCAAAUAAGAUUUUCCCUAAGUUUACAAUGAGAGGACGGGGCUUUUGACCUUUACUGCAGCCAGCCACCUGGGGCGGCAUCAAAAAUGUUUGGCUUCACUUUUUAGGAUGUGUGUGGCACACAUGGUUUUAAGAGAGUUUUUGUGUGGGAGGCAUAAUGCUUCUUUCCAGACAUGUCAUUAUUCUGUAUUAUUGGCAUAAUCUUUAUUACAUUGAUGUUAACCGACUUUGAAUUAUUUUGUUAAAAAUAUUGCAGUGUAAGUCACAUCAGUUGCAUAAAGCAGUGCAAAAAUAGCUGUUUAGCUAUUGCUUAACAUUACCCAUCAGCCCACAUGGCUUACAUGAGAGAGAAACAUUUCAAUAACAAGGAACAACUUUCAUGUUGACUUUAAGCUGUAGUAAGCUGUAUUAAUUGUAAAACCAUUGACGUGUCAUAUAUAUAUAUAUAUAGCAGUGUGUCUAGUUUCCUUUGUUUUCAUAUAUGGUUGAGUGUUUGUUUCAUAAUUAUAUUGCUGCUGUUUGGAGAUCCCAAUCUGAUCUUCUCUUCCUCUUCUCACUGUGUUGUUAUUUCCAUGUAUGGUAAUGAUUUAAGAUGAAAUGCACUUGUUGUUUUUGGCGUAGCAAACACACAAGAGUCUUCAUUAGCAUUACACAACCAGAUUCAUCAUACCUUGGCUUGUCAAUUGAACCAUCAGCAAAUCCUCCAAAAUAAAUGAGCCUCCCGGUUUCUUUCAUCAGCA
This is a messenger RNA of Misgurnus anguillicaudatus (oriental weatherfish), 7882 nucleotides long. The record is from RefSeq and is a predicted model, not a curated record. NCBI's taxonomy places the organism in Eukaryota, Metazoa, Chordata, Actinopteri, Cypriniformes, Cobitidae.